AGUAGAAAUAGCAGAAUCUGGCAUCGCAAGUUUCUAACCAAUUCUAACUUCAAUUUAUUGUUUAUUUCACCGUUGUAAACAGUUGCAAACUUGUAAAACACCCAAGUUUCUCUCGUCAACAAAUACAUCGCUGUUCCAUUUACAGAAACAUGCCAGAGACAUCAGAGGAGGACAUGGGAAUGUCAGUUCGAUUGACGAACGAUGACUUCCGGAAGCUGUUGAUGACCCCUCGGGCAUCGGUUCCAUCUGCCACGCCAGCAUCCGUACCCGGUACUGCCAGAGAUGCCAGCGCGAAGACUGCUCAGACGCCAAAUGUCACAGGCAGCAGUCGAGCGGAGUUAAGAAGGAAGAAGAAGAGCUUCUACGCUAAGUUGAAGAAGCAGGAGGAAGAUAAGAUGGCGGAGUUGGCGGAGAAGUAUAGAGACAGGGCCAGAGAACGUAGGGACGGGACGAAUCAGGAUUACCAGGCAGAGGAUCCCAUGAACAGCGCCAGCGCGUACAGGGCUGUGGCUCCGGAUUUGAAGUCAGGGAUGGACGCAGCUGAACGGAGGAGGCAGAUGAUUCAGCAGUCGAAAUUCUUGGGUGGUGACAUGGAGCACACUCAUUUGGUGAAAGGGUUGGAUUACGCUCUUCUUCAGAAGGUACGCAGUGAGAUCGAGGCAAAGGAGCACGAGCAAGAGCAGGAGAUGGAGAAGUUGAUAAAACCCAAGGACAAGGUGAAGGACAAGAAGGAGACCGAGAAGAAGGACGACGAGAUGCAGUUCAAGACCAAGAUAGGACGCAACGUGUACAAAACGGUGAUGAUCAUGAAAUCGAAGACUAUAGAGAGGAACGAGUUGUUCACGCCUGGUCGGAUGGCUUACGUGAUAGAAUUGGACGACGAGAAUGCAGACGUGGACAUACCGACGACUCUGAUCAGGAGCAAAGCGGACGUGCCCACUGUGGACAACACUCCAACGCUGACGACGAACGACAUAGUGAUAAACAAGCUGGCCCAGAUACUGUCAUAUCUACGACAAGGUAACCGUCACGGGAAGAAAGGGAAGAAGAACAAGGACGGUCGGUCCAGGCCCGACGACAUGAACGACAUGGACAUAGCGCCGAGGCCUCAGGAGGAGAGCAUCUACGGUGACAUCGGCGACUACGUCCCCACGAUUGGGAAAAAGGACCUCGCUCAAUCCAGAGAGAAGAAGAAGGGCUCCUACUUCGACAAAUCAGAGAGCAGCCUGGACACCGACGACAAGGUGAAUGCUCCUCAGCUACCGAGCGUCGUGCCUUCCACUUUGGACGCAAACGCUCCUAAAAAAGGAGCGUUGCUGAACAAGCUGGCUGCGGAGCCAGAAGGCUACGCAGAGUGUUAUCCAGGGUUGGACGAGAUGCAGGACGCCAUAGACGAUUCUGACGACGAGGUAGACUACACCAAGAUGGAUCUUGGUAAUAAGAAAGGUCCCAUAGGCAGGUGGGACUUUGACACACCUGAAGAGUACAGCGAGUACAUGAACAAUAAAGAGGCCCUGCCGAAGGCUGCGUUCCAGUACGGAGUGAAGAUGGCUGAUGGAAGGAGAACGAGAAAGUAUAACAAGGAGAAGAACGAGAAGGCGGAGCUGGACAGGGAAUGGCAGAAGAUACAGAAUAUAAUGAACAAGAGGAAACCUUCCAACGUGUUGGACGGCGCGUCGGAAUUCAAAGUACCGAGAUAUUGAAUGAUCGUUCGUUUCCAAUUAAUUCUACGUAUUUCAAUGAUUUUUGAAGUGUUACGCGCCCCUUAAAUACCUUGUAAAUAUGUUAGAAAAUAUUCCUGAAAAAUUUCAGCUCUCAAUUUUGACAUUAUCCCUUCGACUGCGAAGGAGAAAUGGGUUCGGAAAAGUGUUUAUGUUGGUUAAAUCAAUUUUUAAAAAAUAUCAGAUUAUAGGGGAUGACGAGACGAAACUUUUUUAUUAUUACAGUUUAUUCGUAGGACGCUUAGUUUCAGAAAUAAAAAUAGAAAAGUUAGAAAUAUGUCGGAAAAAUUAAAUUUCAGGAAAGAGGUUAGGUCUGUUUAUAUUCGUUAAAUCAAUUUAAAAAAAAUAUCGUCUUAUAGGGGAUGAUGAGACGAAACUUUUUUAUAUUUACAAUUUAUUCGUAGGAUGCUUCGUUUCGAAAUUAAAAAUUGAAAAAUUGAUAGUUUGUUGCAUAAAUUGUAUUUCAGGAAAAAGGUCUUCUAAGUUUUCAAUUUUUAUCUCUGAAACUAUACGUCAUAUAAAUAAUCUGUAAAUAUGAAGAAUUUUCUAUAAGCUGAUAUUUUAUUUUAAAAUUCACACCUUUAACACAUAAACCUUAGAAAGUUUGAAAUGGAAAAUCCAAGGAAUAUUUUCAAUCGGUUACUUCUUUUUCUUUAACUUCAAUCAAAGUUGACGAAACAAUUUGACAUUUGCUAGAGUUGUUACUUAUAAUAACAGGAAGAAGCCCUGAAAAUUUCAAAUUUCUAUCUUAAUUAUUUCCUUAUAUAUCACUUCAGUAAAUACAAAGUUUCUCUACUGAAAAUAUUUUAGCAAUACUAUCUUAAAUGUUUUAAAUAUAAAUUCUUGUCGAAAGAAUUUCCUACACUAAAUUUUUCAAUUACCAGAAAAAGAAUUUUUGUUUGUGGAACAUUUAUAAAAAUUAAUAUACAGUCAGCGUAAUAAGUACCCAUUUAAGACAUUUAAAAUAAUAUCAUAAAAAUAUUUCAAGUAGAGAAAGUAGCUUCAUAUUUACUGGACUGAUAUAUAAGGAAAUAAUUGAGAUAAAAAUUUGAAAUUUUCAGGAAAUCUUCCUCAUACUACAAGUAAUAACUCUAGCAAAUUUCAAAUCGUUUCAAUUUUUACCUGAGUUAUAAAAAAAAGUGACCGACUUUUGAAAAUUUGGAGCACGUGUUAAUGUUUAAAAUUCAGAGCUGAAAUUUUGCAGGUAUAUUUUCUUAUAUAUUUUCAAGAUAUUCAGGGGGCAACGUAGAAUACAGAGAUCAUUGAAAUAAGGACCGUCCCAUUGUACAUUGUAUUGUCCCUGUAUGUAAUGUAAUAAAGAUUGUAUAUUAUUUUUAA
This is a messenger RNA of Hylaeus volcanicus, 3059 nucleotides long. RefSeq names its product protein Red (gene beag). The coding region runs from base 150 to 1703 and encodes 517 amino acids. Gene Ontology annotation, cellular component: nucleus. NCBI's taxonomy places the organism in Eukaryota, Metazoa, Arthropoda, Insecta, Hymenoptera, Colletidae. The transcript has 3 exons. Gene Ontology annotation, biological process: mRNA splicing, via spliceosome. The record is from RefSeq and is a predicted model, not a curated record.